AUUGUAUGUUGAAUUUUGAUAUUAUCACCAACGUCUGGAGUUCAUAAUACACUGUUAUUGUUUUGAAACGACACGUGUAGAGUUGAUAAUUAUUUAUUACUAAAAAUAUCUGGAAUCAUAUAAAAUGAUCAAAUUACUUCAUAGCCUUGAUUAUUCAACGGUUGGUACAUCAACAGGACACCAUUUCGUCUCCUGUGUCCAGCUCAGUUGUGGUCUCACGAUGAACAUCAAUGUAUUUUUACUAAUCGCUGCUUCUGUGGGACUGUCCAACGCUGACGAUGAUUUGGUUCUACAACUAUGGGAGAAGCAUGGCAAAAUUCGCGGACAUACCCUGAAAAGUUUCCUAGGAAACGACUACUACGCUUUCCAAGAAAUUCCAUAUGCAACACCGCCAAUUGGUUCAAAUAGAUUCAAGGAGCCAAAAGAAGCCGAAGAUUGGGAAGGGAUUCGGAACACGUCUGAAAAUACGAAAGUCUGCAUGCAAAAUAAGGCUAUAGCUAUAACACCUGUUCCGUCUAAGAUGAAUAUGACCGAAGAUUGUUUGUACCUCAAUGUAUAUACACCUGUGAAACCAGGAAGUGGAGAAGAUGUUCUACCUGUACUGUUUUGGAUUCAUGGAGGUGGAUUCUUUUAUGGUUCGGGUGCUAUUGAAUAUUAUGAUCCUAAAUACUUCAUGGACCACAAUAUCGUUGUUGUUACAAUCAAUUAUCGCCUUGGACCUUUCGGUUUCUUGACAACUGCUGACGAAGUCAUUCCUGGUAAUAUUGGUCUGAAGGACCAAGCUUUAGCAUUAAGAUGGGUUUCAAACAACAUCCACUUGUUCCGGGGAGACAGGAGGAAAGUCACUGUAAUGGGUGAGAGUGCUGGAUCAACUUCUGCUGGAUAUUUACAACUAAGCAAAAAAGUAAGUGGUCUUGCGAGUGGAUUCAUUCUGGAAAGUGGAUCACCACUGUCUCCAUAUGCAUACCAAGAUGACCCGAAGCACUUCGCAUUCAAAAUGGGGGCUGCUCUAGACACAAAUUUCAAAUCAAAGAACUCUAAAGAUCUUCUUGAGUUACUUCAAAGUUCUCCAGCAGAAAACAUAUUAUAUGCAAAUGUAUCUAAUGACAGAUACAGCAUCAACAUAAUUUCGAGGAUAGUCGUGUGGUUACCGAUAAUUGAAGACAAAAAUUACGCCAAUGCGUUCAUAACUGAGCCGAUGUACACUUCUUUAUUGAGGGGACAUUUCAAUCAUGUGCCACUGAUGACUGGAUAUAACGCUGAGGAAUCAUUCUUCUUUGUCAGAGGUACUUCGGAACAAAUCGGUGCCGAGGGAGAUUUAUAUGACCAAAAUAUUGCAUUGACGAUGAAUCCUAGACUCAAUGUUUCGCCCGAAUGUGGAUCUGCAGCUGGGCGAGCAUACCGAGAUGUUUAUACCAACUCAACAUUCAAAGAAAGCCCAGGUGCAUUCUUGAAGUAUUUGAGUGAUGAAGUUUUCGCAACUCCCAAUAUAAGACAUGCAGAACUGGCCUCUCUUUUUGCACCAACUUAUCUGUACCAGUUCUCAUUCAAAGGAAAAAUGGGUGGUUUGGAAAAUUUACCCAAUGUACCAGGUGCUGGUAAUGUUGGCCACACAGAAGAACUGAAGUAUCUAUUCGGAGGUAUAGAAGGCUCAUCCAAAGAUGCAUCAUUUUAUCCUGAUUCCGACCAAUUAACCAUGAGGCGUAUGCUGACACUGUGGACGAAUUUCAUUAAAUAUCAUAACCCAACUCCAGAACAUGACAGUCUACUGAAUGUGAGGUGGCCUCUUGUAGAAAUAGAGAACAUACAUUAUCUAGACAUCAACAGGACCUUGGAAGUACAAACAAAUCCACAAUAUUACAACAGGGUGAAGAGAGUGUUUGAGCAAUACAGCAAUGCGCCAUUUGUUGUGUAUUAGGAAU
This is a messenger RNA of Phaedon cochleariae (mustard beetle), 1922 nucleotides long. The record is from the annotation of a GenBank genome assembly. NCBI's taxonomy places the organism in Eukaryota, Metazoa, Arthropoda, Insecta, Coleoptera, Chrysomelidae.